Molecule: messenger RNA, 438 nt
Organism: Triticum turgidum subsp. durum (durum wheat)
Lineage: Eukaryota; Viridiplantae; Streptophyta; Magnoliopsida; Poales; Poaceae
Source: the annotation of a GenBank genome assembly
AUGAACCCCGCCGUGGUGACCAUCGCCGAGAGGGAAGGCGAAGCCGGCCGAGGAGAGGACGACGACGAGUUACCGCGGCGGGUGGCCGCGGCGAUGGACUUCUACUCGGCGGUGUUCGACGCGCUGGAGGCCACGAUGCCGCCGGGCAGCGCGGAACGGUUGGCGGUGGAGCAGGAGAUCCUCGGCACGGAGAUCGACGCGGUGGUGGCUGGCCCCGGCAGCGGCGGUGGGCGGCCCCGCAGCUUCGAAGCGUGGACGGCCGCCGCGCGCGCUGCGGGGCUCUCGCCGUGGCCGGCCAGCACGUUCGCGGUGUCGCAGGCGCGGCUGUUGCUGCGGCUACACUACCCGUCGGAGGGGUAUGCGGCGGAGGAGGCCCGCGGCGCGUGCUUCCUCGGCUGGCAGACGCGGACGCUCAUGUCGGUCUCUUCGUGGCACUAG